UUGCAACCUUUUCAUGACGUCGAUCCGGUUGUUUUGGUCCCCUCUCCCAGUCGGAGUCUCUUCCCACAGUCUACCGGAGCCGAAAUGGGUCUAUUCAUGCGGAGGCUCCGUCCUGCCGUGAGAACCACAACGCCCUUCGUCGGGUGCUCCGCGGUGCCCGACUGCUGCUUUAAACAGCAGCACUGACAUGGAAACCCCAUUGCAGCUGCACAACGAUUUCUUUCCAGAGCAGCAGCAGCAGCUCCAGCCCUGCAAGUACCAGCACUACUGCGGUCGGGAGGAUCGGCUCGGCAAGCAGCACGACCAGCGCUGCACCUGCAAUAGCUGCACCUGUGAUGCGCGGAAAAGCCUCGUCUUCCGCGGGACGUCGCCGACCACUGUGGGAACUUUAAGGACACCGUCGGAGGCGUCUUCGAGGCAGGGCUGCCAGUACAGCGUCUGUGAGUUCACACCCUCUAGUCAUGGUAGUUCAUCCAGACAUCAUCAUCCUCACCAUCAGCAGCAGCAGCAGCAGCAGCAGCAGCAGCAUUGCCGCGGUCGGCAGCGGGGCAGCCUGGGCAGCAGCCGCAAAGACAGCAACUCCUACAAUGAAAUAGCCAUGAGCAGCUGCAGAUACAACGGCGGCGUAAUGCGGCCGCUGAGCAACUUGAGCUCGUCCCGCAGGAACGUGCACGAGUUCGAUUCCGAGUCGCAGCCUUUGCAGCCCAUCUCAGCCGCAGACGCGUCGGACGCCCUCGUAUCCAAGCAGGAGAACAAUUCCACCACCCUGAUGCCGUACGCAUCGGGAGACGGCGGCGGCGGCGGCGGCGGCGGCGGCAAAUCGGGGAAAAAGAAAAACCAGAACAUUGGGGAGAAGCUGGGGCACCGGAGGGCCCUGUUCGAGAAAAGGAAGCGGCUCAGCGACUACGCGCUGAUCUUUGGGAUGUUUGGGAUCGUUGUUAUGGUUAUAGAGACUGAGCUCUCGUGGGGAGCCUAUGGAAAGGAGUCCUUGUAUUCAUUAGCUCUAAAAUGCCUGAUAAGCCUUUCUACAAUCAUUCUCCUGGGGCUGAUCAUCAUCUACCACGCCAGAGAGAUACAGCUCUUCAUGGUGGACAACGCGGCCGACGACUGGAGGAUAGCCAUGACGUACGAGCGCAUCUUCUUCAUCUGCCUGGAGAUCCUGGUGUGCGCCAUCCACCCCAUCCCAGGGAACUACACCUUCACCUGGACGGCGCGUCUGGCCUACACCUACGUGCCGUCCAAGACGGACGCGGACGUGGACAUCAUCCUGUCCAUCCCCAUGUUCCUGCGGCUGUACCUCAUCGCCCGCGUCAUGCUGCUGCACAGCAAGCUCUUCACGGACGCCUCGUCCCGCAGCAUCGGCGCCCUCAACAAGAUCAACUUCAACACGCGCUUCGUGAUGAAGACGCUCAUGACCAUCUGCCCCGGCACCGUGCUGCUGGUCUUCACCAUCUCGCUGUGGAUCAUCGCGGCGUGGACUGUGAGAGCUUGCGAGAGGUACCAUGACAACCAAGACAUAACCAGCAACUUUCUAGGAGCCAUGUGGUUGAUCUCAAUCACGUUUCUUACCAUUGGAUACGGGGAUAUAGUCCCAAACACAUACUGUGGGAAAGGCGUCUGCCUCCUGACAGGCAUCAUGGGCGCCGGCUGCACGGCGUUGGUGGUGGCCGUGGUGGCGAAGAAACUGGAAUUAACCAAAGCGGAAAAACACGUCCACAAUUUUAUGAUGGACACCCAGCUAACAAAAAGAGUGAAAAACACAGCUGCGAACGUUCUCAGGGAGACGUGGCUCAUCUACAAGAACACCAAACUGGUGCGGAAGAUGGACCACGCCAGAGUCAGGAAGCACCAGAGGAAGUUCCUCCAAGCCAUUCACCAAGCUCGAAAAUUGAGAAGUGUUAAAAUGGAGCAACGCAAGCUGAAUGACCAAGCAAACUCACUAGUGGACCUUGCUAAGACACAGAACAUCAUGUAUGACAUGAUAUCGGACUUGAACGAGAGAGGCGAGGACAUGGAGAAGAGGAUUGCUCUGCUGGAGACGAAGCUGGAGACGCUACUGAGCAACUUGCAGGCGCUGCCAGGACUCAUCAGCCAGGUCAUCAGCCAGCAGCACAGAGACUUCCUGGAGGUGCAGCUCCAGCCUUAUGACAAACACAGUCCCGAGCGCUCACAGUCAGUGUCCCGACGGAGAUCGUCCUCCACGGCGCCGCCCACCUCCUCCGAGAGCAGCUAGAGUCCAAGGGGAAUCCUUCCACAGAAGACUUUUGCCAUCAUAUGGCUGAGUUGCAUUUAUCGUAAAGCCUUAUGGUUUCAAUAAAUAAUAUCCGAAAUUCUGAUGACAGAAUCCAAGACACUGGGGACAAAGCAUUUUAGUGGAUAACUUCAUGCUGUUAUGUGUUUUUUAUUACCUCAAAAGAUGUUGUUAUCCUUGCUCCAGUGAUAUGACCACCAAUAAUGGCGUGUCCCUCAGUAAACACUAGGAGGCCUAUCGAUGGAGCUUUCAUGAGAACUCUUCUCCAUCUCUAUGCAGAGGUAGCUAGGUUUAAGUGUGAAAUUAUUGCACUAAAAUAGUGCUUCCCACAGACUUUGUGCUUCUGCCGGCUUGAUUCAGUCACUGUGUUCCUCAAAGCAAACUGAGGAACCACAGAGAAGUCAGUCAGGGAGCAUGACAGUGAUAUUGAGGAAAGUGCUAUGUUUGAUGGACUGGAGUGAACCGAGAACACAAGGCAGAUGAAAAGCGCUCAAACACACUGUCACUCAGAGAUAACUUAAAGAGCUUGAAAUGAGGAACAAAGCAUAUAUCUUUUAGGUUAGAAACAGCAUCAACUAUAGCAGUUUUCUUUUUGCAGAGUGCCCUGAUAGAAUGACUAUUUUUGGGGCGACAGUUCAAGUAAUUUAAUCCUCUAGUCAAAAUGAAUGCAUCAGAAUCUGUACUUGCACUUACUUUUUAAACAAUGCACUUCAAUGAUGACUGACAUAUGAUAUAAAGAUGCGUUGCUCAUUAAAAGAAGAACAUUUGAGAUGUU
Molecule: messenger RNA, 3026 nt
Organism: Betta splendens (Siamese fighting fish)
Lineage: Eukaryota; Metazoa; Chordata; Actinopteri; Anabantiformes; Osphronemidae
Gene: kcnn2
Product: potassium calcium-activated channel subfamily N member 2
Exons: 9
Coding region: 188-2233 (681 amino acids)
Biological process (GO): potassium ion transmembrane transport
Cellular component (GO): neuron projection; neuronal cell body; plasma membrane
Molecular function (GO): small conductance calcium-activated potassium channel activity; calmodulin binding
Source: RefSeq, a predicted model, not a curated record